Messenger RNA from Physcomitrium patens, 1349 nucleotides. RefSeq lists its product as uncharacterized. NCBI's taxonomy places the organism in Eukaryota, Viridiplantae, Streptophyta, Bryopsida, Funariales, Funariaceae. The record is from RefSeq and is a predicted model, not a curated record.
ACAUAGCCUCCUGCUCACCUCGGCCCGCACAACUUUGCUUCGGGGACUCUUCCUCCUCUGCCCCCUCCAGCUGCUUGAUUCUUUACCACCCCCGCCUGCUUCUGUCUGCAUGACAUUGCUCACCCCUGUGCCUCCAUUUUUGCUUCAGGGUCUUCAUCUUCUUGGAUUCUCCUACUCAAAAUCAUGCAGCAGAUGGUGCCAUGUGUUCUUUUCAUCCUCCCGCGUCGCACAUCGCUCUGUAGCUAAAAUCCUUUGCUAGCUCACCGCCCGACUCGAAAAUUACUGCAUGGGACCUGCGCAAUGGGAAGUCAUGUGCAGGUUUCUCAUCCUCCAACACCUCGGGAGAAAAUUAUUGAUAUUGAGAGGCGCCUUGUUCGACCGAUGUUUAGUCAGCACAAGGUUCAUCUACCGAGGCUGUACGAGAUGUUUAUGGAAAGAAUGACAAACAAUUCGUAUCAGCUCACCGCGUCACAGACUACUGAGAGAAGGAAGAGUUGCCGGAGGAUAAGUUACCCCAGUAAACAACGGAGUCGGUCGCCCUCCUGUGAGGCGGAAUUUAUAGUCCAUGACUACGGAGGCUUUCAAAUUGCGUACAAUGAUAGCGCACAUUUGCUAUGGUCCACAGAGAGGAAGAAAAGAAAGAACUCGGCUGGCGUGCCGGCAUCUGUAAUGAAUUGGCCUUCUCAAGAGCUAAAAGAGAUGAGAACGUACUCUAAAGUGCCUGAUUUACUAUCAGAAAAUAUGGCAGCAAAUGGAAUACGAAGAUCAGAUAAUAUUACCAGCAGAUUUUGUGAGAGAGAGAUCUCACCAAAUCCCUCCUAUUAUGUCCAUACUAACAAACAGUUGGCUGAAAGCAACUCCGACACAAAAUUCAGAGCUAAGCAUAUCGACUUCACUGAAUUGAAAGCAACACCCCGUCCGAAUACAUCGUGGAGCAAUCGUUUGGGAUCAAAUUUAACAACUCGUUCUCAACAAGUCAGCUGGCCAAAAACAGUUAAAGUGCACAACAUGAAGUUUGAUCAAGGCCCCUCCAAUACUGUGGCGACAAAUAAUUUAAAUAGAAUGUUUCAAAAAAAAACGGAGAUCUGGCUUCGUCACACUGCAAACUCUUCACGAAAUAAGAGGAUCAAGGUGCAAACAAACGACCAAGAGAUCACUCAAAGUAGUUUCGAUUUGAUAUUGCCAAGUCAAAGCUAUUUUACGAAUAAUUCAGUUUGAAGCUCAUCUCUUUUGACGACAUUCGUGCAUUUAUUGCCACGACAACGACAGAUUCUAGCCGGACAUUAAUUAGUAAAACUAGAUGCGUUAUCGAGUCUCACACAAGAAAGAGUUAAUCACACAGGUAGGCU